AUGAAGCACGAGCUGAUCAACAAUCUGCAAGAACAUCUGCUUCAAUUAGAGCUGUGCAGAGGCAGGUAUCCAAAAAAACGCUCAUCACAAUCAGCAUCACCACAACCAGGUACAUCACAACCAGGUACAUCACAACCAAGUACAUCACAACCAGGUACAUCACAACCAGGUACAUCACGAGUAGCACAAGCUCAAGCAGCAUCUCAAGCAUCUCAAGCAUCACAACUAGUUUCAACAAAAGCAGCUGGUAAGGCAUCAUUGUCUGCAAAGGCAACUGGUAAGCAGCGUGCUCUUGUUUUGUCGUCGCCAAGUGGAAGUACUACUACAAGUUUUACACGAUCCACAUUAGUAAUGACUCCAAGAACAACUGCUACAGCAUCUGCUACAGCAUCUGCAACAGUAGUAAGUGAACAGCCUAAGUAA
This is a messenger RNA of Mucor velutinosus, 423 nucleotides long. RefSeq lists its product as uncharacterized. The record is from RefSeq and is a predicted model, not a curated record. The transcript has a single exon. The coding region runs from base 1 to 423 and encodes 140 amino acids. Lineage: Eukaryota; Fungi; Mucoromycota; Mucoromycetes; Mucorales; Mucoraceae.